CAUAAUAUUCAAAUAUUAGAAUUUUGAAAACAAAUUAAUAAUUAUUAGACGAACAAAAUAAGCUAUUGAAAAGUGCCAAUGUAUUGAAAUAUAAAAAAUGGGACAUGUAUUGACAGCUGUAAAUGGAAUUGCAGUCACAGGACGUGAACUUGAAGAUGGAAGAGAUAUUUUAGAGAUAUUAGAGCAACCAGAAAGUUUCCCUAUAACAUUGAAGUUUAAUAGAGCAAAAAUGACGACAAAUGAGAAAAUAUUUUUAGCUUCAAUGUUUUACCCUCUCUUUGCAAUAGCAAGCCAAUUAAGUCCAGAACCACGAAGUUCUGGAAUUGAAAUUCUUGAAGCAGAUACAUUUCGUUUAUAUUGCUUCCAAACAUUGACAGGUAUUAAGUUUAUUAUAGUAGCAGAACCAUCACAGCCAGGAAUGGAAAUUCUGUUGAAGAGAGUAUAUGACUUGUAUGCAGAUUAUGCAUUAAAAAAUCCAUUUUAUGCACUCGAAAUGCCUAUUCGAUGUGAACUAUUUGAAACUAAUCUACAAACAUUGCUGGAAACUGUAGAAAAAUCUGGAAUAAGCAAUGUUUAGUUUAUAUUGGCAUUACGUAUACGUGCAGAAGUUGCAGGAGCGUCAAGACGAAAAUAGCCAUGAAUAUUCAUAUCUUUACGUGCAGCUUUAAUUGCUUCCUUGAUAGCAAAGAAUGCAGAUGAUGCCAGGAACAGUGGUGGUUCGCCAAUAGCCUGUUAUAUUAUUUUUUUGUAUUAUUUAUGUUAAAUCAGAUUGAAACUUUUUAUAAUUUCGAAAUGCAUCUCAAAUUCAUUAGGUUAAGCGCAUAUUCAAAAUCGCCGCAAUGAGCAAAAUGUGGUGUCGCGUCGUCGCGAUCGUAUCCGUAGUAAUAGUUUUUCGUUUUUUUUAUAUGGCGUUUUUUUAUAUAUUAGUUGCGGCGUAGUAAUAUCAGUAAAAAUAGUCAUGAACGGCGAGACGGAUGGAUAUGAAUAGAGAGCUGUUUCAAAAAACUAUAAUUAAUUAUAACGCAGUCCACUUACAGUCAAGCAAGUGUGCGUUAAUAGAUAAUUAUUUGACCAGCGUAAACUCCCGCUUCAGAGAUCUUAACAAUUUAUGCAUAUUUCAUAAUUAGUGACAAACCUUUCAUAGAAAAGAAAACAGAUCAUAUUGAAUGGAAAAAUUCUCUACUAUCUUUUGCGAUUUUUGCAAUAAUUGAUUGAAGAUAUUAAGGUAACGGUAAAUGUUUAGUUUAGGUCUUCCACCUCAGAAAUAAAUAAAUUAACGCUCAUUCGAUUCCUUUUUAUGUAAUAACAAAAA
Messenger RNA from Pogonomyrmex barbatus (red harvester ant), 1312 nucleotides. RefSeq names its product trafficking protein particle complex subunit 4-like protein Trs23 (gene Trs23). The record is from RefSeq and is a predicted model, not a curated record. Gene Ontology annotation, cellular component: TRAPP complex. Gene Ontology annotation, biological process: endoplasmic reticulum to Golgi vesicle-mediated transport. Lineage: Eukaryota; Metazoa; Arthropoda; Insecta; Hymenoptera; Formicidae.